Molecule: messenger RNA, 303 nt
Organism: Sporothrix schenckii 1099-18
Lineage: Eukaryota; Fungi; Ascomycota; Sordariomycetes; Ophiostomatales; Ophiostomataceae
Exons: 2
Coding region: 1-303 (100 amino acids)
Source: RefSeq, a predicted model, not a curated record
AUGGCCCUCGUCGGCAAGAACGGUCAGACGCUGUCGAUCUGCCCGACGCUGUUCGGAGGCAUCUGUGGCGGUGUUGUCUUCUACACCUCCAUGCGCGCCGCCACCGGCCCCAUCAUCCUCUCCAUCCAUGUCUCCGUGUGUUCGUCUCGGCUGCCCGUCUUUGUCGACUGCGACAUCACGGCCGCUGCCGCGUCAACGGGCCUGCUCACCAGCAGCCUGCUGGAUCACUUCGCGGCGCUGCCCAACAGCACCACGACAACACUGGAUGCCGUCCCCGGCAUGAACAGCACCAUCUUCGAGUAA